AAGGAGAUUUUUUUUUUUAAAAAGAUCCAAAUCCUGAAGAAAGAAAACAUAAAGGAUUUUCUCUUUUUUCCUGAGGAUCUGCAAAUAACCCUCAGCAAAGGAUGGCAGAAGGGGGAGAGGGAGAGGAGGAGAUCCAGUUCCUGCGAACGGAUGACCAGGUUGUUCUGCAGUGCACUGCCUCCGUCCUGAAGGAGCAGCAGAUUAAACUAUGUCUGUCCUGCGAGGGCUUCGGGAACCGUCUCUGCUUCCUGGAAACCACAUCCAAUGCUCAGAAAGUGCCCCCGGACCUGGCCAUAUGUACCUUCAUUCUGGAGCAGUCCCUGUCGGUGCGGGCUCUGCAGGAGAUGCUGGCCAACACGGUGGAGAUGACUGAGUCGUCCCAAGGUGGAGGUCAUCGUACUUUACUGUACGGUCAUGCCAUCCUUCUGAGACACCACCACUCAGGCAUGUACCUGAGCUGUUUGACGACAUCUCGCUCCCUCACGGACAAGCUGGCCUUCGACGUGGGCUUACAAGAAGAUUCCACAGGCGAAGCAUGUUGGUGGACCAUUCAUCCAGCGUCCAAGCAAAGGUCAGAAGGUGAAAAGGUCAGGGUGGGUGAUGACCUCAUCCUUGUCAGCGUGUCCUCUGAGAGAUACCUGCACCUGUCGUAUGCCAGUGGAGAUCUGAUGGUGGACGCUUCGUUCAUGCAGACCCUGUGGAACAUGAAUCCAAUCAGUUCAGGAUGUGAACUCGCUGAAGGUUUUCUGACGGGAGGUCACGUUUUAAGGCUCUUUCAUGGACACAUGGACGAGUGUCUGGCCAUCUCUACCCCAGAGGAAGGAGAGGAGAAGCGCAGGAUGGCUCACUAUGAAGGCGGUGCUGUGUGCAGUCAGGCUCGAUCCCUGUGGAGGUUGGAGCCUCUAAGAAUCAGCUGGAGCGGUAGCCACAUGAAAUGGGGGCAGUCUUUCCGUAUUCGCCACAUCACCACAGGCCGGUACCUGUGUCUGGAUGAAGAGAAGGGCCUGUUGGUGGUCGACCCAGAGAGAGCCGACACCAAUCUCUCCGCUUUCUGCUUCCGUGCCACGAAGGAGAAGGUGGAGGUGGCUCAGAAGCGUGAUGUUGAGGGGAUGGGUAUUCCAGAGAUCAAGUAUGGAGAGUCCAUGUGCUUCGUCCAGCAUGUGUCCACAGGCUUGUGGCUCACAUACGCAGCUCUAGAUGCAAAGGCUGCUCGUCUGGGAAUGAUGAAAAGAAAGGUCAUUCUGCACCAGGAGGGUCAUAUGGAUGAUGCCCUAACUGUAUCCCGCUCACAGACUGAGGAGUCUCAGGCUGCUCGAAUGAUUUACAGCACCAUAGGUCUCUUCAGGCAGUUCAUCAAGGGAUUGGACUCUCUGAGUGGGAAGAGUAAAUCUCUAGGGGCUGUGUCGCUGCCUCUGGAGGGCGUCAUCCUCUCUCUUCAGGAUCUAAUCUUUUACUUUCGUCCACCCGAGGAGGAACUCGAGCACGAGGAGAAACAGACCAAGCUCCGCUCCCUCCGAAAUCGUCAGAACCUCUUUCAAGAAGAGGGAAUGAUCACCAUCGUGCUGGAGUGCAUCGACCGCCUGAAUGUGUACAACACCGCUGCUCACUUCUCUGAAUUUGCCGGGGAGGAAGCUGCGGAAUCCUGGAAGGACAUUGUCAACCUCCUUUAUGAGCUUCUUGCUUCAUUAAUCAGGGGAAACCGCUCUAAUUGCGCAUUGUUCUGUGACAACCUGGACUGGCUGGUCAGCAAACUGGACCGUCUGGAGGCCUCCUCUGGUAUUCUGGAGGUGCUGUACUGUGUGCUAAUUGAAAGCCCUGAGGUUCUGAACAUCAUCCAGGAGAACCACAUCAAAUCUAUCAUCUCUCUCCUGGACAAGCAUGGAAGGAACCACAAGGUCCUGGAUGUCUUGCGCUCUCUUUGUGUGUGUAACGGUGUCGCUGUGAGGUCCAACCAGAACCUCAUCACUGAAAACCUGCUUCCGGGUCGUGAGCUCUUGCUGCAGACCAACAUUGUGAACUAUGUCACCAGUGUGAGGCCCAACAUCUUCCUGGGUACAUGUGAGGGAUCCACGCAGUUUAAGAAGUGGUACUUUGAGAUGAUGGUGGACUACGUGGAACCCUUUGUAACGGCAGAGGCCACACACCUGCGUGUGGGCUGGGCUAUGACGGAGGGCUACAGCCCAUACCCUGGAGGAGGAGAGGGCUGGGGAGGUAAUGGUGUGGGAGACGAUCUCUACUCUUAUGGCUUUGAUGGACUGCAUCUGUGGUCGGGAACCGUUGCUCGUCAGGUGGCUUCACCCGCUGCACACACCCUUGCUGCCGAUGAUGUCGUCAGCUGCUGUCUGGACCUGAGUGUACCCAGCAUUUCUUUCCGUAUCAAUGGCCACCCAGUUCAGGGCAUGUUUGAAAACUUCAACGUGGACAGCCUCUUCUUCCCUGUAAUCAGCUUCUCUGCUGGAGUCAAGGCUCGGUUUCUCCUUGGCGGUCGUCAUGGAGACUUCAAGUUCAUGCCCCCACCUGGCUACGCUCCGUGCUAUGAGGCUCUGCUGCCUAGAGAGAGGAUGCGCAUCGAACCCAUCAAGGAGUACAAGCACGACUUCAAUGGCAUUCGCAACCUGCUGGGUCCCACCCUGUCGCUAACCCACACCUCCUUCACUCCCUGCCCUGUGGACACUGUUCAGAUUGUGUUGCCACCUCACUUGGAGCGUAUCAGAGAAAAACUGGCAGAGAAUAUUCACGAGCUCUGGGCUGUGACUCGUAUUGAGCAGGGCUGGACGUAUGGGAAUUUCAGGGAUGACAAUAAGAAACUCCAUCCUUGUCUGGUGGACUUCCAGAGUCUUCCUGAACCAGAGAGGAACUACAACCUGCAGAUGUCUGGAGAGACUCUAAAGACUCUCCUGGCGCUGGGUUGUCACGUUGGUAUGGGUGAUGAGAAAGCAGAGGAGAAUCUUAAGAAGAUCAAGCUGCCCAAGACCUAUGUGAUGACCAAUGGAUACAAGCCUGCCCCCCUUGACCUCAACCAUGUCAAACUGACACCAAAUCAGAACCAGCUUGUGGAAAAACUUGCAGAAAAUGGACAUAAUGUUUGGGCAAGGGAUCGGGUACGACAGGGUUGGACCUACAGUAUUGUGCAGGACAUCUUGAAUAAGCGAAACCCUCGUCUGGUACCUUACAACCUGCUGGACGAGAGAACUAAGAAAACCAACCGAGACAGUGUUAACAAUGCUGUCCGCACCCUCAUUGGCUAUGGCUACAACAUUGAACCUCCAGAUCAGGAGAGCACUGGCCAUGGCCUAGAGAACACCCGUGGGGACAAGGUACGAAUCUUCAGGGCAGAGAGGUCGUACGCUAUCACCCAGGGGAAGUGGUACUUUGAGUUUGAGGCAUUGACCACAGGGGAGAUGAGAGUGGGAUGGUCACGUCCAAAUGUCCGCUCUGACACUGAACUUGGAGCAGAUGAACUGUCCUACGUCUUUAAUGGCAAUAAGGCUCAAAGAUGGCAUAUUGGUAAUGAACCAUUUGGUCGCCAGUGGCAGUCUGGUGAUGUAGUAGGUUGUAUGAUUGACCUCACCGAGAUGAACAUCAUGUUCACACUAAACGGAGAAAUGCUGAUCAGUGACUCGGGCUCAGAGAUGGCUUUCAAAGAUAUUGAAAUUGGAGAAGGUUUUAUCCCAGUGUGCGCAUUGGGCUUGUCUCAGGUCGGAAGGAUUAAUCUUGGUCAAAACGUCAGCAGCCUGCGCUACUUUGCUAUCUGCGGCUUGCAGGAAGGAUUCGAACCUUUUGCCAUCAACAUGAAGCGAGACAUCACCAUGUGGUUCAGUAAAAGUUUGCCCCAGUUUGUGCCUUUGCCCCCCGAUCACAACCACAUUGAGGUCUCACGUGUGGAUGGAACUGUGGACAGCGCCCCCUGUCUGAAGCUGACCCAUAGGACCUUUGGCUCUCAGAACGCCAAUACGGACAUGAUGUUCCUCAGACUCAGCAUGCCCAUCCAGUUCCACGAGACCUUCAAGGUCCCAGCAGGAACCACCCCUCUCACCCGUCUGCUCACCAUACCAGAGGAGGAGGUGGUGGUGAUUGAGCCAGACUCAGAGUUUGAAGUUUUGAAGAAGUCUGCCAGCCGCAAGGAGCAGGAGGAGGACAAGAAGGAGCCGUCUGUACCAAAGGAAAUCUCUGUAGAAAAUGAGAAGGACUCAAUGUCAGAAAAAGGAAAGAAAAAAGGAUUUUUCUCCAAGGCUAAGAAGGCUGCCAUGACACCUCUCGCCCCUCCUCCACCUCCAGCGGUGCCACGUUUGGUGGAAGACGUGGUCCCUGAUGACAGAGAUGACCCUGAGAUCAUCCUCAGUACCACCACUUAUUACUAUUCUGUGAGGAUUUUUGCUGGGCAGGAGCCCACUGGUGUGUGGGUCGGCUGGGUCACUCCUGACUACCACCAGUAUGAUCCAACCUUUGACCUCUCCAAAGUACGCAGUGUCACGGUUACUGUGGGAGACGACAAAGGCAACAUACAUGACAGUAUGAAACACAGUAACUGUUACAUGGUUUGGGGAGGAGACCUUGUCAGUAACCAGCAGACCCGCUUCAGUCAGGAGGACAUGGUGGUCGGCUGUCUGGUUGACCUUGCAACAGGUCUCAUGACCUUUACAGCCAAUGGAAAGGAGAUAAACACCUUCUAUCAGGUGGAGCCCAACACCAAGCUGUUCCCUGCCGUCUUAGUUCAGCCGUCCAAUCAGAACAUGGUUCAGCUGGAGCUUGGCAAACUCAAGAACAUCAUGCCAAUCUCUGCAGCAAUGUUCCGUAGCGAGCGUAACAAUCCCGUCCCCCAGUGUCCGCCCAGGCUGGAUGUCCAAAUGCUGACCCCAGUUAUCUGGAGCCGUAUGCCCAAUCACUUCCUGAGCCCAGAGGUGGGCAAAGUGAGUGAGAGGUUGGGCUGGAUGGUGGAGUGCACUGAACCUCUCAUCAUGAUGGCCCUGCAUAUCCCAGAGGAGAACAGGUGUAUUGACAUCCUGGAGCUGUCGGAGCGUCAGGACCUCAUGAAGUUCCACUACCACACCCUCAUGCUGUACUGCGCUGUGUGUGCUCUUGGCAACAACCGAGUGGCUCAUGCCCUGUGCAGUCAUGUGGAUGAAUCCCAGCUUUUCUACGCCAUCGAGAACACCUACCUGCCGGGACCUCUCCGCAGUGGCUACUAUGACCUGCUCAUCAGCAUCCACCUGGAGUCUGCCAAACGGGCUCGACUGGGCACCAACAGGGAAUUUAUCGUCCCCAUGACGACAGAGACUCUCAGCAUCCAUCUCUAUCCUGAUACAAAGAAGGCUUACUCCCUCCCUGGUGUCGGCCUCACCACCUGCUUACGGCCCAAGCUGCAUUUCUCGUCCAUCAACUUCGUCGGCACAGACCCUGACCUGUACACGCUUAGUCCUGUCUUCCCUCUACAAGAGCUGAAGACCAAGGCGAUAAGCAUGUUAACAGAAGCUGUGCUUGAUGGUAGCCAGGCUAUGCGGGAUCCAGUAGGAGGCAGUGUGGAAUUUCACUUUGUCCCGAUCCUGAAAUUGAUUAGUACACUGCUCAUUAUGGGCAUCUUCAACGAUGAGGACACCAAGCACAUCCUCAAGAUGAUUGACCCCAAUGUUUUCAGGGGAAAGGAAGAGGGGGAGGAGGAGAGGGAGAAAGCUGAGGAGGGUGAAGCUACUGAAGGAGAAGGUGAGGAAGAAAAGGAGGAGGAUGAAGAUGCUGAACUUGAGGACGAAGGGGUCGGUGAGGAGGAGGAGGAGCUGAAAGACGAACAUGAGGACAAAGAGGGUGAACCCAAGGAAGAAGGAGAUGAGGGGGAGAAGGGGGUAAAGGCCAUAGCAGAAAAAGUGGAUGGAGAGAAGGCAGCGGAGGAGAAGGAGGCAGAAGCAGGGGAGGUAGAAGCAAAAGAAGAGGAGGAGGGUCUGGAUGAGGGAUUACUCCAGAUGAAGCUGCCAGAGUCUGUCAAACUGCAGAUGUGCACACUCCUGCAGUACUUUUGCGACUGUGAGCUGCGACACAGAGUUGAAGCCAUUGUGGCCUAUUCAGACCAGUUUGUCCAAGAUAUCCAGGGCAACCAACGUGUUCGUUAUAACCUGCUGAUGAGAGCCUUCACCAUGUCGGCUGCUGAGACUGCACGCAGGACCCGCGAAUUCCGGUCACCCCCGCAAGACCAGGUUCUUUUGCUGACCAACUUUAAACAUGGUCCAGAGGAUGAGGACUGUCCAGUGCCUGAGGAGGUGCGAGACACUUUGGGAGAGUUCCACAAUGACCUCCUGCUUCACUGCGGUAUACAUAUUGAGGAGGAGGCAGAAGAGGAGGAGGUGGACACAUCACUGAGGGGCAGACUCCUCAGUUUGGUGGACAAGAUCAGGAGCCUGCGCAAGAAAACGGAGGAGGAAAAGUCAGACGUUGAUGAGGACUCAAAGCCUGGCACCCUUCAGGAACUGAUCUCCCACACCAUGAUCCACUGGGCCCAGGAGUCGUUCAUCCAGAACCCUGAGCUGGUGCGUCUGAUGUUCAGUCUGCUCCACAGGCAGUACGACGGCCUGGGCGAGCUGAUCCGAGCGCUGCCCAAAGCCUACGCCAUCAACGCCGUGUCUGUUCAGGACACGAUGGAUCUGCUCGAGUGUUUAGGGCAGAUACGUUCGCUGCUCAUUGUCCAGAUGGGACCAGAGGAAGAGCGGCUCAUGAUCCAGAGCAUUGGGAACAUCAUGAACAAUAAGGUGUUCUACCAACACCCUAAUCUUAUGAGAGCUCUCGGGAUGCACGAGACCGUCAUGGAGGUGAUGGUCAAUGUGUUGGGAGGAGGAGGAGACUCGAAGGAGAUUCGAUUCCCUCAAAUGGUGACCAACUGCUGUCGUUUCCUGUGUUACUUCUGUCGUAUAAGCCGACAGAACCAGCGCUCCAUGUUUGACCAUCUGAGCUACCUUCUACAGAACAGCGGCAUUGGCCUGGGUAUGCGGGGGUCCACACCUCUGGAUGUGGCUGCUGCUUCCUGCAUCGACAACAAUGAGCUGGCCUUGGCUUUGCAAGAGCAGGACCUGGAAAUGGUGGUGACGUACUUGGCGGGCUGCGGACUGCAGAUGUGUCCAAUGCUCCUGUCUAAGGGUUACCCUGACAUCAGCUGGAACCCUGGUGGAGGAGAGCGAUACCUGGAUUUCCUCCGCUUUGCUGUCUUUGUUAAUGGAGAGAGCGUGGAGGAAAACGCCAAUGUUGUGGUGCGUCUGCUUAUCCGUCGGCCUGAGUGCUUCGGCCCGGCCCUGAGAGGAGAGGGUGGGAAUGGUCUGCUUGCCGCCAUGGAGGAGGCCAUCAAGAUCUCAGAGGAUCCAGCAAGGGAUGGACCAACUGUCAAAAAAGACAGACGCUUCAUGUUUGGUGGUGAGGAGCAGCAUGAGGAGAACCGCUUGCAUCUGGGAAACGCCAUCAUGUCCUUCUACUCAGCCCUUAUUGAUCUGCUUGGCCGGUGUGCCCCUGAGAUGCAUCUGAUCCAAGCAGGCAAGGGUGAAGCUCUAAGAAUCAGGGCCAUCCUGAGAUCUCUGGUGCCCAUAGAAGAUCUGGUGGGAGUCAUCAGCUUGCCUGUGCAGAUUCCUGCCUAUGGCAAAGACGGACAGAUUAUUGAGCCCAAGAUGUCUGCCAGCUUUGUGCCAGACCACAAGGCCUCCAUGGUGCUGUUCCUUGAUAGAGUGUACGGUAUCGAUAACCAGGACUUCUUGCUUCACGUUCUGGAGGUUGGCUUCCUGCCUGACAUGAGAGCAGCAGCUUCUCUGGACACGGUGGCAUUCAGCACAACCGAAAUGGCCUUGGCGCUGAACCGCUACCUUUGUUCAGCUGUUCUGCCUCUGCUCACCAAGUGUGCCCCAUUGUUUGCUGGGACGGAUCACCGGGCCAUCAUGAUUGACUCCAUGCUCCACACCAUCUAUCGUCUGUCUCGUGGCCGAGCCCUGACCAAGGCUCAGAGGGAUGUCAUUGAGGAGUGCCUCAUGUCACUUUGCAAGUACCUCCUGCCCUCCAUGCUGCAGCAUCUGCUCAGACGACUGGUGUUUGAUGUGCCCAUUCUCAAUGAAUAUGCAAAGAUGCCUCUUAAGCUGCUGACCAAUCACUAUGAGCGCUGUUGGAAGUAUUACUGCUUGCCUAACGGAUGGGCUAAUUUCGGGGUGACCUCAGAGGAAGAGCUGCAUCUCUCUCGUAAACUCUUCUGGGGAAUCUUUGAAUCUCUGGCACACAAGAAAUAUGAUGCAGAGCUCUUCAAGAUCGCCAUGCCCUGCCUCUGUGCAAUAGCUGGAGCCAUCCCUCCUGACUAUGUGGACGCCACCUACUCCUCUCACGUGGAGAAAAAGGCCUCUGUGGACGCUGAAGGCAACUUUGAUCCAAAACCAGUGGAGACCACCAAUACCAUCAUCCCCGAGAGGCUGGACUCCUUCGUCAACAAGUAUGCUGAGCACACUCAUGACAAAUGGGCCUUUGAAAAGAUUCAGAACAACUGGACCUAUGGAGAGUUGUUAGAUGAGAAUGCCAAGACUCACCCGAUGCUCCGGCCAUACAAAACCUUCUCUGAAAAGGACAAGGAGAUCUACCGUUGGCCCAUCAAAGAAUCCAUCAAAGCCAUGCUGGCCUGGGAGUGGACCUUGGAGAAAGCUCGGGAUGGCGAGGGAGAGGUGGAGAAGAAGGCCACCACACGCAAGAUCUCCCAGACUGCUCAGGCCACUUAUGAUCCCAGUCAUGGCUACAGCCCUCAACCAAUAGACAUCUCAGCAAUGGCCCUGUCCAGAGAGUUACAGUCUAUGGCUGAACAGCUGGCUGAGAACUAUCACAACACUUGGGGCAGGAAGAAGAAGUUAGAGCUACAGGCCAAAGGCGGUGGCAGCCAUCCACUGCUCGUUCCUUACGACACUCUGACGGCUAAGGAGAAGGCUCGGGACAGGGAGAAGGCCCAGGACAUGCUCAAGUUCCUCCAGCUGAAUGGAUACGCUGUGACGAGGGGUAUGAAGGACAUGGAGCAAGACAUUUCCUCCAUCGAGAAGCGCUUUGCUUAUGGUUUCCUCCAGAAGCUUCUUAAAUGGAUGGACAUCGCACAGGAGUUCAUUGCUCAUCUCGAGGCUGUGGUUAGCAGUGGUAGAGUGGAGAAAUCACCUCACGAACAGGAGAUCAAAUUCUUCGCUAAGAUUCUAUUACCACUGAUAAAUCAGUACUUCAAGAACCACUGCCUGUACUUCCUCUCAACACCUGCCAAAGUCUUAGGCAGUGGAGGCCAUUCCUCCAAUAAGGAGAAGGAGAUGAUUGCAAGUAUCUUCUGUAAGUUGGCUGCUUUGGUGAGACACAGAGUUUCUCUUUUUGGAACGGAUGCGGGCGCUGUGGUUAACUGUCUGCACAUUCUCUCACGAUCGCUGGAUGCCAGGACUGUUAUGAAAUCGGGCCCUGAGAUUGUGAAGGCUGGUCUGCGUCAGUUCUUUGAGAGUGCUGCAGACGACAUAGAGAAGAUGGUUGAGAAUCUAAAACUGGGCAAAGUGUCCAGUAGAAACCAGGUUAAGGGUGUGUCCCAGAACAUCAACUACACCACCAACGCUCUGCUGCCGGUCCUCACAUCACUGUUUGACCACAUCGCCCAGCACCAGUUCGGAGAUGACGUCAUGAUGGACGACUUGCAGAUAUCCUGCUAUCGUUUAAUGUGCAGUAUCUACUCCUUGGGCACGGUGAAGACUCCUCAUGUAGAGAAGCAGCGACCAGCUCUUGGCGAGUGUUUGGCCCACUUAGCAGCUGCAAUGCCAGUCGCCUUCCUUGAGCCUGAACUGAAUGAGUUCAACAUGUUCUCUGUUUACACCACUAAGACUCCCAGAGAGCGAUCCAUUCUGGGUCUUCCCAACCAAGUGGAGGAGCUGUGCCCUGACAUCCCUGGGCUGGAGAUCCUGAUGAAGGAAAUCCAUGACCUCGCUGAGUCUGGCGCUCGCUACACAGAAAUGCCCCAUGUGAUUGAGAUCACGCUGCCAAUGCUGUGUAACUAUCUCCCCCGCUGGUGGGAAAGGGGCCCAGAGAAUUUCCCCGAGCAGGAGGGCCAGCUGUGCACCUCUGUCACCUCCGAGCAGCUCAACCAUUUGCUGGGAAGCAUUAUGAAGAUUGUGGUUAACAACUUGGGUAUCGAUGAGGCCUCCUGGAUGAAGAGAUUGGCAGUGUUUGCACAGCCCAUCGUCAGCAGGGCUAAACCAGAGAUGCUGAAAUCUCACUUCAUUCCCACCAUGGAAAAGCUGAAGAAGCGUUCAGGAAAAGUAGUGGCUGAGGAGGAUCAGUUGCGCAUGGAGGGCAAGACAGAGGUGGACAGUGAGAAUGGGACCAUCCGGGAUGAGUUUGCUGUGCUGUGUCGGGACCUGUAUGCUCUGUACCCGCUGCUCAUCCGCUACGUGGACAAUAACAGAGCGAGAUGGCUGACGUGUCCAGAUCCAGAUGCAGAGGAGCUGUUCAGGAUGGUGGGAGAGGUCUUCAUCUUCUGGUCCAAAUCUCAUAACUUUAAGAGGGAAGAGCAGAACUUUGUGGUGAUGAAUGAGAUCAACAACAUGUCCUUCCUGACCGCUGACAGUAAGAGCAAGAUGAGCAAGGCCGGAGAUGGAGAGUCCGGAGGCUCGGAGCAGGAGCGCACAAAGAAGAAGCGUCGGGGGGAUCGCUACUCUGUGCAGACCUCCCUUAUUGUCGCAGCAUUGAAAAAGAUGCUUCCCAUCGGACUCAACAUGUGCUCCCCUGCAGACCAGGAGCUCAUAAACCUCGCGAAGAUCAGAUACUCACUGAAAGACACAGAUGAAGAGGUGAGAGAGUUCUUGCACAACAACCUGCAUCUUCAAGGGAAGGUGGAGGACCCUGCCAUGCGCUGGCAGAUGUCUCUUUAUAAAGAAAUGUCUGGAAAAGCUGAAGAUGCAGAGGACCCUGAGAAGGUGGUUAAAAGGGUUCAGGAGGUGUCUGCCGUCCUGUACCACAUUGAGGUGACCGAGCAUCCCUUCAAGUCAAAGAAAAUGGUUUGGCACAAGCUGCUGUCCAAACAGCGUCGCAGGGCAGUGGUGGCCUGUUUCAGGAUGACGCCGCUCUACAACAUCCCCACGCACAGAGCAACCAACAUGUUUUUGGAUGCAUACAAGCGCAACUGGUUAGAGACCGAGGGUUACUCAUUUGAGGACAAGAUGAUUGACGACUUAUCAAAAGCCAUGGAGGAAGAGGAGGAAGAGGAAGAGGAAACAGAGACGAAGCCUGACCCCCUUCAUCAGCUGAUUCUUCAUUUCAGCCGCACAGCUCUGACGGAAAAGACAAAACUUGAUGUCGACCAUCUCUAUAUGUCAUAUGCUGAUAUUAUGGCAAAGAGCUGCCACAUUGGUGAGGAAGACGAAGGGGGAGAACAGGAGGGGGAGGAGCCAUCCUUUGAGGAAAAGGAGAUGGAGAAACAGAGGCUUCUGUACCAGCAGUCCCGUCUACACAACCGUGGGGCUGCAGAGAUGGUGCUGCAGAUGAUCAGUGCCUGUAAAGGCGAACCUGGAGCCAUGGUUUCUUCUACACUCAAACUGGGAAUCUCCAUCCUCAAUGGAGGCAACAGUGAUGUACAGCAGAGGAUGCUGGACUAUCUGAAGGAUAAAAAGGACGUGGGAUUCUUCCUUAGCGUUCAGGCUCUGAUGCAGACCUGCAGCGUCUUGGAUCUGAAUGCUUUUGAGAGACAAAACAAGGCUGAAGGACUUGGGAUGGUUUCAGAAGAAGGCACCAAUAAGAAGCUAGAACGUGUGAUUAUGCACCCCGAUCCUGGACAACGAAAUGGCGAUUUUUGGAGUAGAGCACAUUCUGAGGAUUCCAGUCAAAUUGGACUGUUGAAGGAACUGUUGGAUUUGCAGAAAGAUAUGGUCGUGAUGCUUCUGUCUUUGCUUGAAGGCAACGUGGUGAAUGGCACGAUUGCUCGGCAGAUGGUCGACAUGCUGGUGGAGUCCUCCAGCAACGUGGAGAUGAUUCUCAAGUUCUUUGACAUGUUCCUGAAGCUCAAGGACAUAGUGGCGUCCGAUGCCUUCCGAGACUACGUGACAGACCCCCGUGGGCUUAUCUCCAAGAAGGACUUCUCCAAGGCCAUGGACAGCCAGAAGCAAUACUCUCCCUCAGAAAUCCAGUUCCUCCUCUCCUGCUCAGAGGCCGAUGAGAACGAGAUGAUCAACUUUGAGGAGUUUGCUGAUCGUUUCCAGGAGCCAGCUAAAGACAUCGGUUUCAAUAUUGCUGUUCUGCUCACAAACCUUUCAGAGCACGUACCUCACGACACUCGCCUGCAGAACUUCCUGGAGCAGGCAGAGAGCGUGCUCAACUACUUCCGCCCGUACCUUGGCCGCAUUGAGAUCAUGGGAGCCAGCAGGAAGAUUGAGCGCAUUUAUUUUGAAAUCAGCGAGGCGAACCGCAACCAGUGGGAAAUGCCGCAGGUCAGAGAGUCCAAGCGACAGUUCAUCUUUGACGUGGUCAAUGAGGGCGGCGAGAGCGAGAAAAUGGAGAUGUUUGUGAACUUCUGUGAGGACACCAUCUUUGAGAUGAACAUUGCUGCGUCUAUCUCUGAGCCAGAGGGAGACGGUGCAGAGGAGGAAGAUGACGAGGAAGAAGAGGAGGGUGGGGGAGAUGAAGGAGAGUCUGGAGAAGGUGAAGAGGGCAAUGGAGAAGAUGAAGCUCCAGAGUCGACCUCAGCCUUUGCCGACUUCCUGAAGAGCGUGGUUGACUUCUUUAGCAUGUUCACCUUCCGCAACCUGCGGCGUCGCUACCGCAAAUUCAGAAAAAUGACUGUGAAGGAGAUGGUGAUUGGCCUGGUGACAUUCAUAUACACUAUUCUGAUGGGAAUCCUCAUUUUCAUCUACAAUAUAUGUAAGGGCUUCUUUACAUUCAUAUGGAAAGUUCUGUUCGGUGGAGGCUUAGUGGAGGGUGCCAAGAAGAUGACGGUUACAGAAAUCCUAGCCAGUAUGCCAGAUCCAACGCAGGAUGAAGUUCACGGGGACCUGCCACCUGAACCAGGUGCUCGAGAUGUUCAAGAUGCGGAUGAAGCGGCGGAACUCUUAGAUGCAGUCGGGGGAGAGGAGGAAGAGGAGGAUGGUGAGGACAGGGAAGGUGGACGCCUGCCUGGCUUCAAUGCACCUGGGGGACUCGGAGACUUUGGGGAGACGACGACUGAAGAGCCUCCAACUCCAGAGGGCACGCCGCUGCUGAAGAGGAAAUUGUUGGCUGCUACAGUGGGAGGACCAGGAGAGGAAGAAGUUGUCGAACCUGAAGCAGAGGCUCCUCAGGAGACUGAGAAAGCAGACACUGAGAAUGGAGAGAAGACAGAGAAGGUGGAACCUGAACCUGAGGUGAAGGAGGAAGAGCCAGAGGAGGAAGAGGUAAAGGUGGUGAAGACCAAGUCGAAGAAGGAAAAGAAACCUGCUGAGGAGGGCUUUGAGCUGUGGAAUGAGCUGGAGGUCCAGAGGAUUAAAUUUAUGAACUACCUUUCUCGUAACUUCUACAACCUGCGGUUCUUGGCCCUGUUCAUCGCCUUCGCUCUCAAUUUCAUCCUGCUCUUCUACAAGGUGUCUGACAGUCCUCCAGGCUCGGGCGACUUUGAGGGAUCUGGUCUGUUUGAGGGUUCUGGCCUGUUUGAAGGCUCCGGUGCUGAGGAAGACGGCUCUGGAUUAGAUGACGGAGGAGAGGAUGACGAGGAAGAAGGUCCCAUGUACUACUUCCUGGAGGAGAGCACGGGUUACAUGGAGCCGGCAAUGGCUUUCUUUGGUAUCGUCCACACCAUCAUCUCCUUCCUCUGCAUCAUCGGCUACAACUGCCUGAAGGUCCCUCUGGUUAUCUUCAAGAGGGAGAAGGAGCUGGCCAGAAAGCUGGAGUUCGAUGGACUCUAUGUCACUGAGCAGCCAGAGGAAGAUGACAUCAAGGGCCAGUGGGACAGAAUGGUGCUCAACACUCCCUCCUUCCCCAACAAUUACUGGGACAAGUUUGUGAAGAGAAAGGUGCUGGACAAAUACGGUGACAUCUACGGCAGAGAGAGGAUUGCUGAGCUGCUCGGUAUGGACCUGGCUUCUCUGGACGUCAGCGCCAUGACGCAUGAAAAGAAGCCUGAACCAGACACCUCAAUGUUCAGCUGGAUCACAUCUAUCGACGUCAAGUACCAGAUCUGGAAGUUUGGUGUCGUGUUCACUGACAAUACAUUCCUCUACCUGGUGUGGUACAUGUUAAUGUCUCUGCUCGGACACUACAACAACUUCUUCUACGCCGCUCAUCUUCUGGACAUCGCCAUGGGUGUGAAAACCCUGCGCACAAUCCUGUCCUCCGUCACUCACAACGGCAAACAGCUGAUGAUGACGGUGGGUCUGCUGGCGGUGGUGGUGUACCUCUACACCGUGGUGGCCUUCAACUUCUUCCGCAAGUUCUACAACAUGAGUGAGGACGAGGACGAACCGGACAUGAAGUGUGACGACAUGAUGACGUGUUACCUGUUCCACAUGUAUGUUGGCGUGCGUGCUGGUGGUGGUAUUGGAGAUGAAAUUGAGGACCCAGCUGGAGAUGAAUACGAGCUCUACCGAGUCGUGUUUGACAUCACCUUCUUCUUCUUUGUCAUCGUCAUCCUGUUGGCCAUCAUCCAGGGUUUGAUCAUUGAUGCCUUUGGAGAGCUGAGAGACCAGCAGGAGCAGGUCAGAGAGGACAUGGAGACCAAGUGUUUCAUCUGUGGAAUAGGAAGCGACUACUUUGACACGACGCCGCACGGCUUCGAGACGCACACUUUAGAAGAACACAACUUAGCCAACUACAUGUUCUUCCUGAUGUAUCUCAUCAAUAAAGAUGAAACAGAACACACUGGACAGGAGUCAUACGUGUGGAAGAUGUAUCAGGAGCGAUGCUGGGACUUCUUCCCGGCUGGAGACUGCUUCAGGAAGCAGUAUGAGGAUCAGCUCGGAUAGCGUCCCGCGUCAUGAAUGCACGUCUGAUGGAGAGAAUAUGAAGAGGAGGGGGGAGGAGGAGGAGAAAGAGGGGAGGGGAGGAAAAUCCAGAGCGAGGAAACGCGUCUAUGUCUUUGUUUUGUCCUUUUACUGCACAUUUCUCUCCUCCGUUGAAGCUAUGCACACUUUGACUGCACUAUUGUUACCAACUGCAGCAGAAUGUUGAUGGAUUAGAUUUGAGAAGAGCAGAAUCAAAAAUAUCAGAUAGGCAUAAAAAGACACAACAAGCCAGGGGCCUUUUUAUUCCGCUAUAAAACACUACUUGGCCUUUUCUGUGUAGAACAUAUACACAACGGGCUCUUUCAGUAGCUACUGCUGUAAACAUUACAGUGCCUAUAGCAAUGUCACUGCUUUAGCCACCUAAUAGUUUAGAUUUUUAGCUUUAACACUUUUAUUUGAGAUUAGAGUGGAUAUGUUCUAUUUAUAUUGUUUGUAAGGUUGAAGAUUUUUUCUUUUCCUAUGUGGCUGCUGCCGUUUGAUAUUUAAUUUCUGAUUUCUGGUGUUUCGGAGAGAGCGCUUUGAAGAAAUGAUUCAGCAGCUCACAGUCGUAUCUUUGACGGAUCCUUAAUGGAGUAGUGGACGUUUUGGACAAAAAAAGCGAUUUUGUUUGGAAAACGUUUGUUGAACUGACCUGUCAAACUAAUGAAACGGAGUAUUGUCUGCGUAUGUGACAUAUACUGGUGGGGAUCAGCUGUAUUGACAGAACCAGUUUGCACUCUGAAGUCUUACAAUGUGUCCCUGGAUGUAUGUGGCCCCUAUCUCCACUGGUGUCUCUGUGCCAUAUAAGAUAGUGACUCACACAUACUGCAUACGAGGAUGCCAAGGUUAUUUAUUUAUUGUUUAUAUGCAGAUGAGACCUUCUUAAGACGACCGUUUUAGCCCGUCUGUAUUUCUGGCCAACAGCCUGCUUCACGACACUUUAUGCACAAAUAGUUUUUUUGUCAGUGCAUUAAAAUAAGUAAUGAAUGUAUUUAAUGUAUACAUUUUGGCCAAAGUGUCAUCUGUAUAACUGAGUAAUGACGAGGCCUCUUAGAGGUCUUUUGAUGAAAAGACGUAUUUUACAUAAAUCAUAGAUACAUAUAUUUAUUUUUCUUUAGGGCUUUGAUGAAUCCAUGCUACUGUGUCGGACAUGAACGUGUCAUGCGUCCUGUUUGUGAAAUCCACCAUGGUGAAGAGAACCGGUCUCUCACUGAAGUAAAUGCCCAGUUUGCAGUCAGAAGAGAAAAAUAAAAGCUUUUGUUGUUUUCGCUAGUUAAGUUUUUAUGAUAGAUAUUUUUAGGAAUCCAGCAUAUCAGUUAUUUUUCUCGAUCAAGAAAAGCCACGUGUGGUGCGUUUAUCUCAGACAGUUCUGUAUCACGAAGCCUCGUUCAGAACACAAACUCACAAUCUCUCCAUCCUUUACUUGGCGUUACGACUCUUUUUCGUCAAAGGCCGAGCGGUAUCUUGUUUGCUGACGACUCUGAAGUGUGCAUGUGUCGCUGUGGCGCUCACAGAGGCAGCUGAUGGUACGGAGCUGAAUGCAGAUCACUACGCUCCACCUGACUGAACCCUGUGUUUCAAUACAGAAUAAACAGAUUAUUUUAAGGAGAA
Paralichthys olivaceus (Japanese flounder) is the source of this 16565-nucleotide messenger RNA. The record is from RefSeq and is a predicted model, not a curated record. NCBI's taxonomy places the organism in Eukaryota, Metazoa, Chordata, Actinopteri, Pleuronectiformes, Paralichthyidae.